Molecule: messenger RNA, 1093 nt
Organism: Calliphora vicina (urban bluebottle blowfly)
Lineage: Eukaryota; Metazoa; Arthropoda; Insecta; Diptera; Calliphoridae
Gene: Josd
Product: Josephin domain containing
Exons: 3
Coding region: 164-778 (204 amino acids)
Biological process (GO): protein deubiquitination
Molecular function (GO): cysteine-type deubiquitinase activity
Source: RefSeq, a predicted model, not a curated record
UUAGUAUCACACUCAUAGAGAAAAAAAUUGCUGCACUUGUUUUUACUUGUUUUGUUAUUGUCAAAAAAUUAUAAAUUUAUUGGAUUUAAAUUAAAGUGUUUUUUAUAUUUUGCAAAAUUAUUUUAAAGUGUGAAAAAUCAAAUUAUUAAUAGUUAUUUCCACAAUGCCAUCUGCAAAUCCAAAAGUAUAUCAUGAGCGACAAACACGUCAGCUUUGCGCCUUGCACACAUUAAACAAUCUAUUUCAGUGCCGCCAAGCAUUUACCAAAGAGCAAUUAGAUCAGAUUUGCACUAAUCUAAAUCCCAAUGUGUGGCUGAAUCCACAUCGCUCCAUGUUGGGUUUGGGUAACUAUGACAUCAAUGUAAUUAUGCAGGCGCUGCAACUACGCAACUGUGAGGCUGCCUGGUUUGACAAACGCAAGGAUCCUGAAUGUAUUGAUUUAAGUGUUAUUGUUGGCUUUAUUCUAAAUGUACCUUCGGAUUACAAAUUCGGCUUUAUAACACUACCUUUACAUAAAAGACAUUGGAUAGCGGUACGUGCCAUAGAUGGAAAGUACUACAAUUUAGAUUCUAAGCUACAUGUGCCCGAAUGCAUAGGAACAGAACAGCAAUUAUUUGCAUAUUUAAGACAGCAAUUGCAAGCCAAUGAUCGAGAAUUAUUCGUCAUAAUCGAAUCUAGUGCCAAUGAGACGGACGCGCCAAAGAAAUGGUUAAAAGAAACUAACAAGUCCUCACCCUCUGACAUACCGCCCUGUACGAUGAAUGGUCAUGUGUCAUGAGUUGUAUAAGUUUGGUGCUAAAAUAAUUUUUAAGAUGUUUUUAGGUUGUAAUAUCAAGUUUUUCAUUGUUAUGAAAGAAACAGAAAGACUCUAGUCUGGAUAUUAUUAAAAAAAAAUACUAACAAAACAUGACACAUUAAAACAAUUAACAAAGAGACUUGAAAAGUUGACGUUAUUAAGAAGAAUUGUAUGUGUGUUAAAUUGUUGGUAAUUAAGUUUAAGUUUUUUUUUUAUUAUUGAGCACAAAAAUGGAUUUAGAAUAUAUUUAAAAUAUAUAUAGAUUUAAUAAAAGAUGUACAAAAUAUGUUUGAACAA